UUCUCCGCGAGUUUAAUUUGAGCAGAAUAGCUGCAGUCUCGUACUCGAAUCGGAAUCCAUUAUUGCAGAAAUCGAGAUAUUUUAGGAGGCGUCCUGCUCUGCCACUGUCGUCAGCGUUGAAACCUUUAGUUUCCAGUCUAGUGGCAGUAACAGACCAUCACCAGCCACAGCCACAGCAUAAUCCAUUUCCACACACAGGCACAAACCUUGAGCCUGCACUCUGCUGAUUAGUCAGUCCUCUUGUCGAUCCAUCCUGCAAGAGUGCUAUAUUGCUGUUUUGAUUUCGGUUUCCCUUCCCCGUGGUUAUUGUUAUGAGCUUCUCACAUCUAACAUGUUUAAUCUAAUCACAGUGGAUGAAUCAGUGACUAAUGCCCUUAUCCUUUUUUAAGCAUGUGUUGAUUACCGAUCCUCAAUAUAUCUUAUCAUAACCGGAAAAAAACAUUGAUGGCUGAACUGUGAGCUAAGAGAAAAGAAUUUUAAGCAGGGAGAUGGCGCUGAUCACGAAUGUCUCUGACUACGAGGAGCUCGCAAAGCAGAAGCUGUCGAAGAUGGUUUAUGACUUCUAUGCGUCGGGUGCAGAAGACCAGCGGACACUCAAGGAGAAUAGGGAGGCAUUCUCCAGAAUUUUGUUUCUACCAAGGGUACUGAUUGAUGUGUCCCGUAUCAACAUGUCCGUGAGUGUUUUAGGCUACAACAUUUCCAUGCCUAUUAUGGUGGCUCCCACUGCUUUGCACAAACUGGCCCAUCCAGAAGGAGAGGUUGCUUCUGCCCGAGCUGCAGCUGCUGCAGGAACUAUUAUGACUUUGUCUUCAUGGUCAUCUUGUAGCAUUGAAGAAGUUAGCUCGAGUGGACCAGGACUCCGUUUCUUUCAACUUUCAGUAUUCAAGGACAGGAACUUUGUGCAACAGCUUGUCAGAAGGGCUGAAAACGCUGGCUAUAAGGCAAUUGCCGUCACUGUUGAUGCCCCACGGCUUGGUCACAGGGAAGCUGAUGUCAGGAACAGAUUCUCCUUGCCUGAAAAUGUGGGAUUGAAGUGCUUUGAAGGACUGGAUCUCAGCAACAUGGACAAGAAUGUUUCUGGCCUUGCUGCAUAUGUCGCUAGCCAGAUUGACAGCUCUCUUUCUUGGAAGGAUAUCAAGUGGCUACAGAUGAUUACCCGGUUGCCUAUCUUAGUGAAAGGAGUCAUAACAGCAGAAGAUGCUCGAAUUGCCAUUGAAUGUGGUGUUGCGGGUAUUAUCAUGUCCAACCACGGGGGACGCCAGCUAGACUAUCUUCCUUCAACCAUCAGCUGCCUCGAAGAGGUUGUUAGAGAAGCCAAAGGGAGUGUCCCUGUGUUCCUUGACGGCGGCAUCCGCCGUGGCACUGACGUGUUCAAGGCCUUGGCACUGGGAGCCUCAGGAGUAUUUAUUGGAAGGCCCGUGCUGUUCGCCCUCGCCGUGGACGGCGAGGCCGGUGUGAGGAAGGCGCUGCAGAUGCUGAGGGACGAGCUGGAGAUCGCCAUGGCGCUGAGCGGCUGCACGUCGCUGAAGGAGAUCACUCGCGGCCACGUCAGCACUGAGGGUGACAGGAUCGGUCGCUCUCGGCUGUAGCCUCGCUCUUGCUGUUGGUUUUGUCUCUGUGUUACUGAAACUCGCGGGGCUGCUGAACCUGAACGCCAUGGGCCAUGGCAUAAAUGGAUUCAGAGAUCCAGUAGCGUCGGACACCCGCAGUUCUUGUGUUCCUUGUAGAUUCAUGCGUACAAGCGCAACCAUGAAUGGGUGAUUGCAUUCUUGUUGUUAA
This is a messenger RNA of Panicum hallii, 1779 nucleotides long. RefSeq names its product peroxisomal (S)-2-hydroxy-acid oxidase GLO2-like. Lineage: Eukaryota; Viridiplantae; Streptophyta; Magnoliopsida; Poales; Poaceae. Bases 489 to 1589 code for a protein of 366 amino acids. The transcript has 12 exons. Gene Ontology annotation, cellular component: peroxisome. The record is from RefSeq and is a predicted model, not a curated record. Gene Ontology annotation, molecular function: FMN binding; oxidoreductase activity.